AUGCGACGAAAAAGAACUAUUAAAAGAGAAAUUGGCAAUAUAGUCAAGCCAAACACAAUUGGUUCGAAAUUAAAAAAAGAUGACGCCGUUCUUUAUCAAAAGAUUGUCGACAACAAAGAUGACACCGACUGGUUAAAAAACGAAAUUGCGGCCGCGGAAAAACUAAAAAAAGAUAAUGAAAACUUAUUAGCCGAGUUGGAAAAAAAAAUAGAAAAUGAUGAAGCUAAGGCUGAUGACCCUGCGACCUUAGAAACUAAAAAUAAAUGUGGUGAAAAUAUUGACAAGCACCAAAACACCCUCAACCAACUCCAAACCAUCCAAGAUAAAGGAUUAGACAGUUAUGAUUGCAUUAGUGAAAAGUUAAAAGAAGUUAGAACGACCGAUGAAAUUAAAAAAAUAGCCGAAGGCACUGAUGCGGAAAUAAAAGUUGAAAAAGAACAGUUAGACCGAGAUAUUGCCCAAAAAGAAGGCGAAUUAAAUGAUAACGACACCAAUGAGGAUGACAAACCUAAUAUUCAAGCCGAAUUAGCCAAGAUGAAAAAAGCCAAAGAACUUUUACAAUCCGUAGUAAAAAAAGAAGAUUUAGCCAAAAAGAAUUACAGUUAUUAUGAUUAUGCUUAUGCGGGUGGAAUUAGAUGUGCCGUCGCCGGAGCUUGGGCAACAAACAAAAUAGCCAAGUCUUUCGGAAGUACUCCGCAAAACGAUUUACAACAAAUACCGGCAAUGAAAGAACGAAUACAACAGCAAAACGACAUUGUUAAAGAAGCCAGAAAGUAUAAAAAAGAUAAAUUGAAGUAUCAUAAAGAUGUAAGUCAAGAUCUGCGUUCUGACUUGGAAAAAAUAAAUAGGAAAAUUGAGGCAGCACAAGAAGAAAGAAAUUCAAUAGCCCAGGAGUUAAAAGAGGCCAAUAAAGAUGGAGACACAGAAAAAAUCAAAAUACUUACUGCAAAAUUAGAAAGUGUUGACGGACAACUGGCUGGCUACAUUAAAGAACGAGAUGAUAAAAAGAAAGAAGUGAAAGAAUCAGAAGAAAAAAUAGAUGAUAUUUAUGAUAAAUUAGGUGACCCCGACACUAUGACCGAAGCACAAUAUGUUUCCAAAGCUAAUUCUAUUAACUGA
Ambispora gerdemannii is the source of this 1119-nucleotide messenger RNA. Lineage: Eukaryota; Fungi; Glomeromycota; Glomeromycetes; Archaeosporales; Ambisporaceae. The record is from the annotation of a GenBank genome assembly.